UGAAUGGGAGAGAGAGAGAUACCUUCUCUGUAGCUAUGCUGUGGGAUAGAGAAGGACAGAGCGACACCUACCUGGUUACAAGUCAGCGGUGAGUACAGAGUUGUAAGGGCGCUGCUGUGCCGAUAUAUUGCGACGUGCACGCCCAUAGAAACGGCUACAGACCUUGGACGAAUUGGAAUCGUCCGGCGACGUGAUAUAAAGCUGGUUUGGACAAAAAUUCCAGCACAGCGCUACUUCCACAGCGGCGGAAAUCACCAUUAAACUCCUCUUUAGGCAAGGCCGCAAUAUUUUCGAUCCCUACGAUUUCAGCUCGCACAUCUUCAAAACAGUGUGUGUGAUGUCGUUGGUUAUCGUAGCUUCCUGUAGCUUCCGCUGCGAAAAUACCAAUGAAUUGCUAGUCUGAGCAAAUUAUGGCAUUACGCUUUAUCAGGGCGAAGACGUUACAUUGUAGGAAUUUGAAGUCCCGAGUUUUCAGCAGCUGUUCUAACAUGAAGAAGGGAUUGGUGCUCGGUGUCUACGAGACGGAAGGUAACGAUAGCGUUACACUUACACCCACUGCGGCCAAAUAUAACGAUCUCAUUAAUGGAAGACUGCUGAAAAAUAUUUGCCUGAGAGGCUAGGACAAGAAUUGUAAUAUGCGUUUACAAUGUAAUAACCAUGGACUCGCUGCACCAGAAGAAUUGAAAAGAUUAUUGCGUACAGGAUAGUUGGUAUUACGCGUCUCGUACCCUGGCAUCUUACCAGCAAUUUAUGUUCAACUGUGAUUACGGUGUAAAGUAUAUGUGAAACGAGAAAGUUAAUGGCAAAGCAAAGACGUAAAAAUAUCGUGUAUUAAAGUGGAAAGAGUCGUCGAGAGAUGUCGAGUGUCAGUGGCGGGACAAUUGGGAAUGGAAAUGGGGCAGGGAGUAGCGGAGAGACUUCUGAUUAUGGAACCAGACCUCCGAAGCGGAAUUUACAGUCGACAUAUGUAUUCCAUGGGAUAGGUGGAUCAGUCGAGGAUAAAAACAAUGAUUAUUUAUGCCCCAUUUGCUUCGAAGUUAUCGACGAAGCUCACAUAACCCGCUGCGGUCAUACCUUCUGUUUCCGAUGCAUAGUGAAAUCCCUGGAGGUAAAUGGACGGUGUCCGAAAUGUAGCAGCAAUUUAGGACAGCAGGACAUAUUUCCCAAUUUUUUAUUGAACGAUUUAGUCUCCAAAUACAAGACUCGGGUUAAAGGGAUUUCGGAGUUAGGAUGUGUCCACACAGGAGACGGAAGAAACAGAAGUAACUUCGGAGCGGAGUUGCCUGUGCCUCCAUGCGAUGGCUUAAGAGACUUUGUGGCAGCGGAGAGUGCAAACUUGACAUUACCAGAUGUCAACGUGAUGUUGGAAGUUUUAACGCAGAGGAAGCAUCUGCUGGAAGCGGAAUCUUGUGCAGCGCAGAACAAGUUACUCCAUGAAUUUCUGAAACACCUGCUGCAGCAAAAGGAAGAGCAAAGGCUACAGCUGCAGAAGGAGGUCGCUCUGAUUAAACGAGACAUGGAAGAGGUGGAGAGCAUCCUGAGAGACGUUCAGAGCAAAUGCCCGAAGGUAGAAGAUUUGAAACGCUCCAGCAAGAACGAUACAGCUCAAGUUUGUGCCAUUAGGAAGGAAAUGAUGGACUUGAUAGACAUAAUAGACUCAAAUAUGGUGAAGCCUAACGAGCCAAAUAUGACAGGUCAGAUCGAAGGUAUUAAUAGCACUGGCAUCGGUCAGAAACUCAGCGAUCGGCCUGUGGGUUCCACCUUGGCGGUUCGCAGGAAAAGGAUGCAUGCUCAUUUCGAUGAUUUCGUUCAAUGUUAUUUCGACUCCAGAGCUAAGGAACUGUUAUUCGGACAGCACAAAACCCAAUCGCAGCCUGAGAUCGAGCAUGGCACCAAUUCGGGCCUCGACAUCUUCAGGGAGAACCUCGUCAAGUUCUCGAGGUACAAUUCCCUACGACCUUUGGCCACUUUCAACUACACCUCCGAUAUAUUUAUCAAUUCUACCAUAGUCUCGAGUAUAGAGUUCGAUAAGGACAACGAGUUCUUCGCAAUAGCUGGGGUAACAAAGCGCAUCAAGGUGUUCGAUUAUGGUGCAGUGAUACGUGAUACCGUUGAUAUCCAUUAUCCCUGCGUGGAGAUGGUCUCCAGCUCAAAGAUAUCCUGCGUCUCUUGGAACUCUUAUCAUAAAGGCAUGCUGGCUUCGUCGGACUACGAGGGCACCGUGGCAGUUUGGGAUGCUGGGAUGGGAAGGGAGAUCAAAGCAUUCCAAGAACACGAGAAGAGAUGCUGGUCGGUGGAUUUCAAUGAUGUCGACACUCGACUCAUUGCAUCUGGCUCCGAUGACGCCCGAGUGAAACUUUGGUCUCUCAACGUAGACCAUUCGGUUGCCUCGAUAGAGGCUAAGGCUAACGUGUGCGGUGUUAAGUUCAACCCCAGGAGUUCUUGUCACCUAGCAUUCGGAUCGGCAGACCAUUGUGUCCAUUACUAUGACCUUCGCAACAUGAAGGAAGCCUUGUGUAUCUUCAAGGGACACCGUAAGGCCGUCUCUUAUGUGAAGUUUAUUAACAAGGAGGAAAUAGUGUCGGCCAGCACGGACUCGCAAUUGAAAAUGUGGAAUAUUAAUAAUCCUCAUUGCUUGAGGUCCUUUGUCGGACACGUCAACGAGAAGAAUUUUGUGGGCCUCGCUACGGAUGGGGAUUAUGUUGCCUGUGGAUCGGAGAACAAUGCACUGUAUGUCUAUUACAAGGGACUGACCAAGCAGCUCUUCUCAUAUAAAUUCGAUGCUGUUAGAAGUGUCCUUGAGCUGCAGGAAAGAAGAGAGGAAGAUCUCAAUGAAUUCGUCUCCGCGGUCUGCUGGAGACAAAUGUCCAACGUAGUCGUUGCAGCCAAUUCUCAGGGCAUCGUCAAGAUCUUGGAAUUAGUUUGAGAAUGGAUGCAUCAUGCUUCGGUCUUGCACGAUGGAUUUGGCACAUCGCAGGCUUCUGUAUUUUUUAAAAAGCCUGCGGUAUAUUGACAUCCAUGACUCUCCUACGAGAAUUCCAGUGUCCCAUUAUUGGAGAAUGGUCACGUUGUUUGUGAUCAACUGCAACUUGUUGAAGUCUUAAUAUUCUUUGUGUGCAUCGCAGAGAAAUCUUGAAGGAAGAGGGUUAUUGCUCGAUGUUCCUCCAGGUUUUUUUUGGAUAUCGGAGCAAUGGCGACACCAUAAAAUCGUGCUUUCUGGGGUUGUUUCUAGAAUCAGUGUGGUAAUAUUAAAUUGCCGCGACCUGGUAGCAUCCAUAUUGUGUUCUAUUCGUCAACGAUGUACAGUGGAGUUGUUUGGUGCACAGCGAAGAUAAUGGAGACUCGAUGGAGGGCCAUGCCGGAAGGCAGUCCUGGGAGGGAAGAGGCUUUGCACCCCAGGACAUGCUUAAUUAAUCCGGAGACUGAUCUAGACGUUUGCUUUAGUGAAUUCGAUUAAUGCACAAAGUCAUUACCGAACUAAGUCAGGUAUUUGUUGGGGGGGAUCGAAUGAUUUGUCGUCUUUAUUUUGUAUAUCCAAUUGUUCGAUUAAACGUGGUGAUUAGAUUAAUUAUAAUUGCUCUACAACUCGUUACCAACGAUGCGUUCGGUGUGUAUACUGAUUUGUCAGGGA
Orussus abietinus is the source of this 3631-nucleotide messenger RNA. RefSeq names its product cytosol aminopeptidase. Gene Ontology annotation, molecular function: metalloaminopeptidase activity; protein binding; manganese ion binding. The coding region runs from base 857 to 2926 and encodes 689 amino acids. Gene Ontology annotation, cellular component: cytoplasm. Gene Ontology annotation, biological process: proteasome-mediated ubiquitin-dependent protein catabolic process. The transcript has 3 exons. NCBI's taxonomy places the organism in Eukaryota, Metazoa, Arthropoda, Insecta, Hymenoptera, Orussidae. The record is from RefSeq and is a predicted model, not a curated record.